Ctenopharyngodon idella (grass carp) is the source of this 2291-nucleotide messenger RNA. RefSeq names its product LCK proto-oncogene, Src family tyrosine kinase (gene lck). Gene Ontology annotation, molecular function: ATP binding; signaling receptor binding; non-membrane spanning protein tyrosine kinase activity. Gene Ontology annotation, biological process: B cell receptor signaling pathway; innate immune response; T cell differentiation. The record is from RefSeq and is a predicted model, not a curated record. The coding region runs from base 301 to 1812 and encodes 503 amino acids. The transcript is spliced from 13 exons. NCBI's taxonomy places the organism in Eukaryota, Metazoa, Chordata, Actinopteri, Cypriniformes, Xenocyprididae. Gene Ontology annotation, cellular component: extrinsic component of cytoplasmic side of plasma membrane.
UGUGGUGUGCGUAUGUGUGUGUGUGUGUGUGUGUGUGUGUGUGUGAGUGACUGAUGCUUUGAGAAAUGAUGUGAAAGUCAAGGUGGGAAGUCAAACUGUGACGUGACUUACACAACUUUAGCAGCACAUGUCAUCGAAACACGUCGAAGCUUUACAGAUCUCAUUGCUUUGUUUGUAAUCUUGGUUUAGACGCAUGUGGCAAAAUGUGUUCUUCAUAAAAUAUAAAGCUAACGACAUGGCAAUGCCUGCUGAACUGGCCCAUCACUGAUAUCAACAUCUUCUGUCGACAGAAAAGUAAAUAUGGGGAACUGCGGCUCUUAUGAUCCUGAUGAUGAAUUCUCCUACCAUCCAGACGAAUGGUGUGAUCAAUGUAACUGUCCAAAGCCUCCAGCCAGUCAGAACUUUGAUCCUCUGAUUCCAUAUCCAUCCCAGUACACACCUCCACCAUCAUCACCUCUUCCAGAAAACUUGGUGGUAGCCAUAUACAAAUAUGAGCCAUGCCACAGUGACGACCUUGGGUUUGAAAAAGGGGAGAAGAUGAAAAUCCUAAAUGCCGAUGAUCCUGAAUGGUACAUGGCGGAGUCUCUGUUUACUGGGCAAAAGGGAUACAUACCACAGAAUUUUGUAGCAAAACUGAACAGCAUGGAGACAGAACCGUGGUUCUUUAAAAAUCUCUCCAGGAAUGACGCCAUGAGGCAAUUACUGGCCCCUGGUAACACGCAGGGCUCCUUCCUCAUCAGAGAGAGUGAGACCACACCAGGUAGUUUCUCCCUAUCUGUGAGAGACCUUGACCACACACAGGGCGACGUCAUCAAGCACUACAGAAUCCGCAACCUGGACGCAGGCGGAUUCUACAUCACCACCAAGAUCUCCUUCAGUUCCCUCUCAGAGCUGGUCAAACAUUAUUCACGAGAGGCUGAUGGUCUAUGCACCCGCCUGGUGAAGCCGUGUCAGACCCGAGCCCCUCAGAAGCCCUGGUGGCAGGAUGAGUGGGAAGUACCCCGUGAGUCUCUCAAUCUAGAGCGCAGACUGGGGCAGGGGCAGUUUGGAGAAGUAUGGAUGGGGCUGUAUAACAACAACCGUAGAGUGGCUAUCAAGAGUCUCAAGCCAGGUACCAUGUCCAUCAGUGCUUUCCUGGCUGAAGCAAACCUGAUGAAGACCCUGCAGCACCCUCGACUUGUGCGACUUUUCGCUGUGGUUACACAGGAGCCCAUUUAUAUCAUCACAGAGUACAUGGAGAACGGCAGCCUGGUGGAUUUUUUGAAGACUCCAGAAGGAUCUAAUUUAACCAUCAGUACUCUGAUCGACAUGUCUGCCCAGGUCGCAGAGGGAAUGGCUUACAUUGAGCAGAAGAACUACAUCCAUAGAGAUCUGAGAGCUGCCAACAUUUUAGUGUCUGAUGAGCUCAUUUGCAAGAUUGCUGACUUCGGCCUCGCCCGCCUCAUCGAAAAUAACGAAUACACUGCCAGAGAGGGUGCAAAGUUUCCUAUCAAAUGGACGGCACCUGAGGCCAUAAACUAUGGCACCUUUUCGAUCAAAUCAGAUGUCUGGUCGUUUGGAGUACUGCUGACAGAGAUUGUUACCUAUGGAAGAAUCCCAUAUCCAGGGAUGACAAACCCAGAGGUGAUCGCAAACCUUGAGAGAGGGUACCGCAUGCCUUGCCCCGAUAACUGCCCUGAGGCUCUCUAUAUGGUCAUGAAACACUGCUGGACAGAGAACCCAGACAACCGGCCCACCUUUGAGUACCUGCGCAGUGUUCUAGAGGACUUUUUCACCGCCACAGAAAGACAGUACCAGGAGCAGCCCUGCUGAAAAGAUUCCUCUUACGAACAACAGAAUUGGAAAAAAAUGACAGCCCACGGGGUCACAUUAAAGACUUGUAUUGGAAACUAUUUCAAAAUACAGUUCAAGUGUAGUUAAAAGAAGAAAAAAAACUGAGAUUUUAUGCCUUAUUCUAUUCGAAAAGUCUAGUGAUUAACAGUUUAAACAUUGAUUUUGUCCAGGCUUUGUCCACAGAAUCUAUUAUGUAUAAACCAGGUGCAUGCAUAGUUUUUUAGUAGUUGGGAAAAUCUGUAUAUUUUUAAAUGGCAAACCAAACAGGAAAAACUGCCUACAAUUCAUCAGUUCUGAGUGUGCUCUCAAUGCAUGAGUGAAAGCCCUGCUUUGUGUUCUCCCUUUGAGCUUUUAGUAUUUCUGCUUUCUGUGCAUUCUGCUCUUUUAUUUGCCUUUUUAUUUUUUAUAAAUAUCUGCAUCCUGAACUACUAAACCAGUAAAACAGUCCAAGAGAAAAA